Messenger RNA from Staurois parvus, 424 nucleotides. The record is from the annotation of a GenBank genome assembly. NCBI's taxonomy places the organism in Eukaryota, Metazoa, Chordata, Amphibia, Anura, Ranidae.
AAGUAUUGGAACACCCCUCCAAAUCAUUGGAUUGUGGUGUUCCAAUUACCUCCAUGGCUACUGGUGUAUAAAAUCAAGCACCUCGGCAUGCAGACCGCUUCUACAUUGAGAAAGAAUGGGUCGCUCUCAGGAGGUCAGUGAAUUCAAGUCUGGUACCGUGAUAAGUUGCCACCUGUGCAAUAAGUCCAUCCAUGAAAUUUCCUUGCUACUAAAUAUUCCACGGUCAACUGAUAGUAGUAUUAUAACAAAGUGGAAGCAGCUAGGAACAACAGCAACUCAGCCCACCACUGGACUCUAGAGCAGUGGAGACGUAUUCUCUGGAGUGAUGAAUCAUGCUUCUCUGCCUGGGAAUCUGGUGGAUGUGUCUGCGUUUGGCGGUUGCCAGGAGAAUGGUACUUGCCUGACUGCAUUGCGCCAACUGUAA